This is a messenger RNA of Prionailurus viverrinus (fishing cat), 2969 nucleotides long. It is a transcript of the gene ZFYVE27, whose product is annotated as zinc finger FYVE-type containing 27. Bases 199 to 1413 code for a protein of 404 amino acids. The transcript has 12 exons. Gene Ontology annotation, biological process: neuron projection development; endoplasmic reticulum tubular network formation; positive regulation of axon extension. Gene Ontology annotation, molecular function: metal ion binding. NCBI's taxonomy places the organism in Eukaryota, Metazoa, Chordata, Mammalia, Carnivora, Felidae. The record is from RefSeq and is a predicted model, not a curated record. Gene Ontology annotation, cellular component: endoplasmic reticulum tubular network; growth cone membrane.
GCUGAGCAAUUCGCGUCCCGGAAGCGGCGGCGGCGGGGUAGGCGGAGGAGACUCCCCAAUUUGCGACUUCUGAGGCCCUUGGAAGAGGCUUGUCGUCGGGGUGGGGCGGGCCUGAGGAAACGCUCCUGGGCCCAGUGGCCCUUCCAGUGCUCCCUGACCGUCCCCGCCCCUCCUCUACCAACCCAGCGACCGGGCAGGAUGCAGACAUCAGAGCGUGAGGGGAGUGGGCCAGAGGUAAGCCCCAGCGUGAUGCCUGAGGCUCCCCUGGAGUCUCCACCUGCCCCUACCAAGUCCCCGGCGUUUGAUCUUUUCAACUUGGUUCUGUCCUACAAGAGGCUGGAGAUCUACCUGGAACCCCUAAAGGAUGCAGGUGACGGUGUCCGAUACUUGCUCAGGUGGCAGACACCUUUGUGUUCCUUGCUGACCUGCCUGGGCCUCAACAUCUUGUUCCUCACUUUGAAUGAAGGUGCGUGGUACUCGGUGGGUGCCCUGAUGAUUUCAGUGCCCGCCCUCCUGGGCUACCUUCAGGAGGUCUGCCGGGCACGGCUGCCUGAGUCUGAGUUGAUGCGGAGGAAGUAUCACAGCGUGAGGCAGGAGGACCUCCAGAGAGUUCGCCUGUCUCGCCCCGAGGCUGUGGCUGAGGUGAAGAGCUUCCUGAUCCAGCUGGAGGCCUUCCUGAGCCGCCUGUGCCGUACCUGCGAAGCUGCCUACCGCGUGCUGCACUGGGAGAACCCUGCCGCGUCCUCGCAGUUCUAUGGGGCUCUUCUGGGCACAGUUUGCAUGCUGUACCUGCUGCCCCUGUGCUGGGUCCUUGCCCUUUUAAACAGCACGCUCUUUCUGGGGAAUGUGGAGUUCUUCCGAGUGGUAUCUGAGUACAGGGCAUGUCUGCAGCGGCGGAUGAACCCCAAGCAGGAAGACAGUGUCUUUGAGAGCCCCCCGCUGCCAGAUGCUGGGGGAAAGUGUGCCCUGCCGGACUGCACGCCUGCGCCCACACCCACGGAGGACCUCACACCCGGAAGUGUGGAGGAGGCCGAGGAAGCUGAGCCUGAUGAGGAGUUUAAAGAUGCGAUUGAGGAGGAUGAUGAGGGUGCCCCGUGCCCAGCAGAAGAUGAGCUGGUUCUGCAGGACAACGGGUUCCUGAGCAAGAACGAGGUGCUGCGCAGCAAGGUGUCCCGGCUCACGGAGCGGCUCCGCAAACGCUACCCUACCAACAACUUUGGGAACUGUACGGGCUGCUCGGCCACCUUCUCAGUGCUGAAGAAGAGGCGAAGCUGCAGUAACUGUGGAAACAGCUUCUGCUCCCGGUGCUGCUCCUUCAAGGUGCCUAAGUCCUCCAUGGGGGCCACAGCCCCCGAAGCCCAGAGAGAGACUGUGUUUGUGUGUGCCUCGUGUAACCAGACCUUGAGCAAGUGAGAAGAGGGGCUGGGGUCCAAAGUGGGCGUCGGUCCCUGGGGCCAGCAGCAGGCCUCACCCUCCCUAGCCGCAUGUGGUGUGUGCUGGGCAAAUGUGGCCUGAACGCUAGGUAGGCGUCCCCUUCCUGUCCUCGCUGUCUCCAGCCGGAUUCUGGAGCUGUUCCCCACUCCUGCGGAGGGCUAGUAAGCGGCCGUUCUCGAAACCCAGAGGGAAGAGGAGCCCCUGGAGGGCCUGGCAUGUGUGCCCUCCUCCGCUCUGGACUGAUCAGUGGACUCAGAGCUGGGCAGGGAAUAUAAACUAGAGGGCAGGAGUGAGCUAGGCCUGGUCUCUGUAGGGUCUCUGAGCAUCAGGGCAUCUCUCCACACCUGACAGUUCUAGGAGACCAGAGAUCAGAGACUGGGAAAAGAGAUUCUUCCUCUGCUGGUUGCUGGUCCAAGCCCUUGGCCUCUGAGAGCCUGCAGAAGGGCCUGGACGUGCCGUGACCCCACUCUGCUAUGCGAACGUUCCUUCAGGCAUCAGCAUCUCCUUGUUUCUCCACCAGAGGGUAUGGCCAGGGCUAACCAGACCGAAAGUCCUUCUAGAAACAGGGUUGAAAUUUCCAUGUUCUCCCAGAGGAGGAUGUGUCUAGGAGGGCCUGUCAGAGUUCUUUAGUAUUAAGUGGGAAAAAACAUAGGGAUCCCCAGCAGCUCAAAGGGCCUCAGCCUUACCUUGCAGAAACCUUCACUAGCAGAAUCUCAGGCCACAUAUUACCCUGGUGACAGCUCCAUUGGGUAGAUGCCAGGCAUUCAGAUCACUCUUGUUUCUUUUGCUCGGAGCCUUGGGCAUCCCUCCUCUGGCACAGAGCUGCAUUUCUCUCCCUGGCCCCUUGUCCCGUGGAGUGUGAGAUAGGCAAGCAGAGCAGAGGUCCUGAAGCCCUUGACCCUUGGGGGCCUGGGAAGUGUAGGAUCUCUCUGGGCUGGGUCCUAGACUCUGGCACUGUUCCCCAGCAGGACAGUCUCACGGGUUAAGGCCACUUGAGGUCCCCAUCCUCUCCAACAGUUUUCUGUUCACUCUGGACUUUUAGGCCGUCAGUGUCUCUCCCUAAGCCUUGAGCAGGCUCAGGCACCAUUUCCCUCCCUUGGAGCUGCCCUGCCUUUUUGAAGUAUUUAUUUAUUUAUUGCAUGGUUCCUGGGAGCAGGUGGCACAAGGAAUGGAAUGAAGAAGAGUGGGGUGCUUCUGUUCUAGGAUGCUUCCCCGGAGCCACGGGCUGCCGGGGACCCAGGACCCAUGGGAGGCAAGCAGGGAUCCAAGGAGACGGGCUGGGGAGACAGAGGCCAUCUGAGGCCAGCUUUCUUGCCAGGCCAACCAGUGUAACUAGGGCCGGCAGUCGGGCCUGCUCCAGGCCGGGGAGGUGCAAGUCCCUGGGGAAGUGGGCAGGCCUUGGUAUACCCCCUUCCUCGGGCUCCUUUGUUAACAGAUGAGAGUGAAGUACCCUGUGCUUCAUUUACACUGGAGAGGAACGGAAAGGAUCUCUGUGUGUAUGGAGAAAUGUCAAUAAAAAGGCCUCAAGCUUCUUA